This is a messenger RNA of Rasamsonia emersonii CBS 393.64, 321 nucleotides long. Its product is annotated as Mitochondrial DnaJ chaperone (Tim14). Bases 1 to 321 code for a protein of 106 amino acids. The record is from RefSeq and is a predicted model, not a curated record. The transcript is spliced from 4 exons. Gene Ontology annotation, molecular function: ATPase activator activity. Gene Ontology annotation, biological process: protein import into mitochondrial matrix. NCBI's taxonomy places the organism in Eukaryota, Fungi, Ascomycota, Eurotiomycetes, Eurotiales, Trichocomaceae. Gene Ontology annotation, cellular component: PAM complex, Tim23 associated import motor.
AUGGCUUCCUCUGCCAUUCUCAUGGGCCUGGGUGUGGCCACCGCCGCCUUCUUUGGGCGUGCUGGAUGGGUUGCUUUCCAGCGCUACCGAGGAGGGGUGGAUAAAAUGGGACGGGCGUUCUACAAAGGAGGGUUUGAACCGCGGAUGACUCGUCGCGAGGCAGCUUUGAUCCUCCAGCUCUCAGAGCGGUCCCUGACCAAGGAGAAGGUCCGCAAGAACCACCGUCAAUUGAUGCUCCUUAACCACCCGGACCGCGGUGGCAGUCCUUAUCUGGCCACAAAGAUCAACGAGGCGAAAGAGUUACUCGAUAAGGUUGUCUGA